AUGGAGACAGUAUCUGUCCCAGCUCUAAGCUGGACCCGAGGCAUACUCAUCCUACUCGUCACAGCACUCUUAAUCCUAUAUUGGUAUAUUCGCAUACCAUCCGAUAUGCCCAAAAAUAUUCCCACAGUUCCUAUCUACAUAUCCCUUAUAGGCCUCUGGAGCGAUAUGGGCCAAGACACAAUCUAUGACCGCUGGCUCCGACCACCUCUCGAGAAGUAUGGUGCCGUUCAAAUUUGGUUCGCGGGCCGAUGGAACGUUCUCGUGACACGGCCAUCGUACCUUGUGGAUAUGUUCCGACAUGAAGAUGUGUACGCGAAAGCGGGGAGCCAGAAGAAGAUCCCGUGGAGUGUCAUUGCGGCACUGGUUGGUGACAAUAUUAUCAAUGCACAUGGGGAGAAUUGGAGGCUUUUUACUUCGAUUAUGAAGCCUGGUUUGCAGAGGCGGAUCACGGAUUCAGGACCGCUGUUGGAGAAGUCGAGGUUAUUUGUUGAUAUUCUGUUAGGUGAACAGCAAAAGGGAGAGGUGGGCGUCCCUGUUAAUGCUAUCAUUCAACGAUGGGCGCUGAGCUGUAUGGGGUUGAAUUUUAUGGGCGUCGAUCUUGAGUCUCUGGAAAAGCCCGGGCAGCGUCUCGAAGAACUGCAGACGAUCAUCAAAAGGACUCUCUUCAAGCCUCUCUUCUUCAACUUCCCUGACCUGGACAAAUUCCCUUCUCUGUUCCCCCAGCGGAAGGUGGCAUUCGCAAUCAUGCAAGAAUUUGGCGAUCUUCUUUGCGAGACCGUCCGAAAACGCGCACCAGCAACCCACGAAGGUAAUGGUACGGAGCAAGUAGUUGACCUACUCGAUCGUGCUCUCAAAGAAGGAAAAAUCACUGAAGAACAAUACCGCAAUAACCUCAAAGUCACUUUCCUAACCGCCCACGAAAACGCACAGCAGCUCCUGAACUCCGCCUUCUGGGAACUGGGCAAUAACCAACCCAUUCAGAACAAGCUCCGAGCCGAGAUCCUCGCCAUGGACAUGCUCAACCCCUCAACUGAGGACGUGAACUCAAUGCCCUACCUAUUCGCUGUCGUCCUCGAGCUUCUCCGCCUUUAUCCCCCAGUCUCCCAACUCAUCAAUCGAGUUACAACGUCCAAGGCCGUUAUAGGUGGCGACAUCGUGAUCCCAAACCACACAUGGGUAGGUUGGAAUGCGUUCGGUGUACACACAGACACACAAAUAUGGGGUCCCACAGCCCGAGAAUUCAUCCCAGAGCGCUGGGGAAGCGAUGUGAAAACGAUUCAAAAUGCAGUCCGUAGCAAAACGACGCAGUGCCACUUCAUUGCAUUCAAUGCACACUCUCGGAAAUGCCUUGGCCAAGGCUUUGCGGUCCUGCAGAUGAAGAUCCUGCUAUUCGAGAUGGUCCGGCGAAUCGAGUGGACGGUUGAUCCAACCUAUGAACUGAAAUUGACAUCGGGUGGGAUAUUAGCGCCAUUGAUGCUUCGCGUGAUCCUGCAAGAGAGGAAAUGA
Molecule: messenger RNA, 1506 nt
Organism: Penicillium longicatenatum
Lineage: Eukaryota; Fungi; Ascomycota; Eurotiomycetes; Eurotiales; Aspergillaceae
Gene: xanG
Product: cytochrome P450 monooxygenase xanG
Exons: 3
Coding region: 1-1506 (501 amino acids)
Molecular function (GO): iron ion binding; monooxygenase activity; oxidoreductase activity, acting on paired donors, with incorporation or reduction of molecular oxygen
Source: RefSeq, a predicted model, not a curated record